Molecule: messenger RNA, 3924 nt
Organism: Canariomyces notabilis
Lineage: Eukaryota; Fungi; Ascomycota; Sordariomycetes; Sordariales; Chaetomiaceae
Exons: 4
Coding region: 95-3748 (1217 amino acids)
Biological process (GO): phosphorelay signal transduction system; phosphorylation
Molecular function (GO): protein binding; phosphorelay sensor kinase activity
Source: RefSeq, a predicted model, not a curated record
GCCACCGAGCAAGCAACCAUGACCUCUCGGCUUCUCAUUGUAUAGCAGACAACUAUCAAUAAGUGCUUCAUUCGAGAGGAAGUCAAGAUUGAGAAUGACGGUGGCUAAGUUGGUAUCGGAGCCAACCCGCGCGCGGGAGACGUUCAGGCAUCACCCGUCACUCGAGACCGAGGUCAGGUAUAACGAUGGCCUGCAGCCACUGCCUAGUGCCCAGUUGAUGACUUCGCCUGACCCUGUCUUGACGGCUCUGGCACAGCUGGGAGCUUGCCAACUGAAGACAGCACGCGCCUUAAUCUCACUCUUCGAUCAGGAUUAUCAGUACGUGGUUGCCGAAGCGACACCAACUCUGCCCCUGAAGCCAAGUCUCGGAUAUGAAGACCAUAGAGAACAUCUUUGGCUGUGUGGCACUGCCAUCCCGCGCCGCUAUGCAGUUUGCGAGCACACCCUUUGCGUCGAUGAUUCGACCAAGUCCCAAGAAGGUCGGGAUCCCACCGAGUUGCCUCCUGUCACUCUGAUAUCCGACCUGAUGGCCGACCCGCGCUUCUCUUCGAAGCCGUACUGUCAGCCCGGCAACCCUGCACGGUUCUAUGCCGGCGUCCCUAUCCGCACACGCCGUGGUAUCAACAUUGGCGUCUUCUGCGUCGUUGACCCUGAGCCCGGGGAUCCGAGCCGGUGGGAUGAAGGGUCAAUGUCUACCGCGACAGCGCUUCUGCGGGGCAUAUCCCUAACCAUCACACGACACCUAGAGGCGGCAAGGUCAGAGAUGGUUGGCCGUCGUAAUGAGCGCAUGGCUAGAGGCCUCGGGUCUUUCAUCGAGGGCAAGUCCACCAUGUCAGGCUGGCGGACCAAUCUAAGCGUGGAAUCCUUCGAGGACAAAUCCGGCAACGAAGGAGCCCUGAAUGCAAACCAGCAGGCUAUCCAGCUAAAGGAUGAACAAGAUUUAGUUCACGGACAGCCGUGUCCACCAUUUUCAGGGGCCGAUCGCCUAAGUAAAAGCGACAGAGGACCAACCAAGCCGAAGUCGCGUGAAAAGGCCUCCAAACCAGCGCCUACAGUGGACAGCAUCUUCUCCAGAGCCGCAAACGUCAUCCGCGAAUCCAUCGAGGUAGAGGGAGUCGUCUUCCUCGACGCGACCGUGAGCUCCUUUGGGGGACUCAGCGCCAAAGUCGACUUGGAUGGGCCGGGACAGUCGCACGCACAGGGGCAAGCUUUGUCCAGCAGCGACGAAACGGGCAUGAGCGACGUGUCGCUGGAUAAAGCUUCCGGGCCUCCUUGUCGUGUGAUUGGGUUUUCGACCUCGACCACGUCCAGCAUUGACGGCGCCAAGUAUCCUGCCCGGCGUACCGUGUUGCCGGAGAAGUUUCUCGCUAAGCUGUUGCAGCGGUAUCCGGCGGGAAAGAUUUUCAACUUUGACCAGAACGGGGCGUUGCAAUCCAGUGAUUCGUCUGAGGAUAACACCUCGCCGACGGCGUCAUCCUCCCAUGCGGAAAAACCGCCCUUCGUCGGCGGCGAGCUGGACGCCGGACUCGGAGGGCGCUCGAAACGUCGCAAGAACCCGUUUGCAAGGCAGCAUGAGGGCAGCAUCAUCCUCAAAUCUUUCCCCACUGCGCGGAGUGUCGCAUUUGUUCCUGUCUGGAACUCGAGGAAGGAGAGGUGGCUGGCUGGCGGCUUUGUCUACACGGGCACGCCGACGCGCAUCUUUACGCCCGAAGGAGAGUUGAGCUACCUCCGUGCUCUGGGGAUGCUCGCCAUGGCCGAGACUCUGCGCCAAGAGACGGCAGCCGCCGACAAGGCCAAGUCGGAUAUCUUGAGCUCCUUGUCGCACGAGCUGCGGUCUCCCCUCCAUGGCGUGGUGCUUGGGGUCGAGAUGCUUCAUGACACGGAGCUCGAUGUGUUUCAGGGGAACCUGUUGCAUACCCUCGAGACAUGCAGCCGCACUCUCGUCGACACGAUCGACCAUCUCCUCGACUAUUCCAAGAUUAACAAUUACACCACUCUUUCGAAAAGGCAGAGGACCAUGCCCUCUCGCGGGCUAAACCAGGAGAGGUUGGCCUCCAUCGAAGAUGGGAUGAAGAGUCUCUACUCGGAGGUCAAGCUCGAUGUCCUGUGUGAAGAAGUGCUUGAAAGCGUCUUUGCUGGCUUCUCAUUCCAACGCAUGUCCAUAGCCCAGCUCGCCAAGCAGAGACCGACAGAUUUCGUUGAUGUUCAUGCAAACCGGCAUCUGGAUCGGGCUCAGGCCAUUGAGGAGCUCGGCCCUCUUUUCAGGGACCGUGAUCAAUCCCUCGGGUCCAGCCUCGACAAGGUCUUGGUACAUCUCGAUGUCGAUCCCGCUUGUUCUUGGACUUUCCGCACCCAACCCGGCGCCAUUCGACGGAUUAUCAUGAAUCUCUUUGGGAAUUCCCUCAAAUACACCCAGCAGGGAGCUAUACGACUGUCGGUCAGGCAGGAAACCCCAAAAAAGCGGCUCCCCGGGAAAGCGCAGAUGGUCAAGCUCAAGAUUAUCGACACCGGCAAGGGAAUUACCGAAGACUACCUUCGGAACGAGCUAUUCACCCCGUUCUCGCAGGAAGACCGCCUUGCACCGGGAACGGGCCUCGGUCUGAGUCUCGUCAAGCAGAUCGUGUCCCAGCUGAGGGGCACCGUCUCAGUUGAGAGCCGUGUGGGAGCCGGAACCACCGUCUCGAUCUCGUUGCCGAUGGAGCCAGUAAAACAGGUGCCCGAAGUCAACCACACUAGCCCCCUUUCUGCUGAGAACCAAGCGAUUGAGCAGACUUUUGAGGAACAGGUGUUGGCCCUCAAGGGACUUCGCAUCCGCCUUCUUGGGUUUGACAGGGACGUCAUCCAGGACCAAAGUUCACGAACGGGCGGCGCCCACUGCAGCAGCGCUGUCUUGAUGGAAAACAUCUGUCGUGGUUGGCUGCAAAUGGAGGUGAUAUCAGAGACGGCAACUGCGCGGCUCGCGCCCGACCUGAUACUUUGCACCGAAAGUGCCAUAUACGAAGUCUAUGGCAGAGACACAAGACUCCCAACGACAGUUCCAACUGUCGUGGUCUGUCCAAAUGCGCUUGUGGCGCGUCACUUGUCCACCUCGGCGCAGUUCCUAGAGUCACGUGGAACGUUUGAGUUCAUAUCCCAACCCACUGGGCCGCGUAAAUUGGCCAAGAUUUUGCUGUCUGCAUUGAAGCGUCUAGAGUCGACUCCCCCGCCUCGCCUCGCCUCGCCGGAUCCCGUUGGCGCUCCAACGACUGAACCAGCAACCCCUCCCGCUUCGGAACCAGUACAUGUACGGCCAAAGCCGGCACGGAAUUUCAGUUCUUGCUCGACAGUCACUGCUUCCGGGCCAGGGCCAGAGCCAGAGCCAGAGUCGGACGCGGUGUUCCUUCUUGUGGACGACAACCACAUCAAUCUGAAGAUCCUGACCUCGUACAUGAAAAAGCUUGGGCGGCCUUAUGUCACGGCGACCAAUGGCCAGGAGGCCGUCGACACGUACCGUCAGAGCCCGGCGCGCUGCAAGUGUAUUUUCAUGGACAUUUCGAUGCCGGUCAUGGAUGGCUUCGAGGCAACGCGGCACAUCCGCGCGCAUGAAAGCGAACAUGACCUGAGACCGGCCUUAAUUUUUGCCCUGACGGGGCUCGCUUCGACCGACGCGCAGCAGGAAGCUUUUAGAAGCGGCAUCGACCUUUUCUUGACUAAACCGGUCAAACUGAAGGAGAUUGGAGCACUUUUGGGUUCCCGGGGGCUGCUGUGAGUUGCAAGCUCUGCAAAGGUGAUGGUUUGGUUGGUAACCUCAACACCACUUCGCCCCGUCUCCAAGUUGUGAGUUCAAAGCUGAGGAGAGGCGAGGUAGAUGGAAGGUUGCCGUGCCGAAUUGAACACAAUUAGAGACGAGUUACUGCGCCGGUAAGGACCCGAGGCUCCUUUGCU